Messenger RNA from Selaginella moellendorffii, 748 nucleotides. RefSeq lists its product as uncharacterized. The transcript is spliced from 2 exons. Lineage: Eukaryota; Viridiplantae; Streptophyta; Lycopodiopsida; Selaginellales; Selaginellaceae. The coding region runs from base 28 to 708 and encodes 226 amino acids. The record is from RefSeq and is a predicted model, not a curated record.
AGAAUUUUAGGGUUCUUGUGCUCUACGAUGAUCCGGCGGCUGGUCGGGCGCAAUGCUGCGCAUUUGCUGCGGAAUCCACCACUCGGAUCGAGAAUCGGAGCUACCCCAGUGGUGGAUUAUAUCGCGCAAUCGAUUGGUGAAGCCCAGUUGCCAGGAUCAAGAAUCGGAUCUAGAUCGAUCGACAGCAUGGUCCCAUGGAGUGGAGCCGGCGCGAGACUCUUCGCCAAGGCGCCAAGGCAGCAGCCGAUAAAAGUGGACGAGUUCCAGCACGAGGAGAUCACGGGGCCGACGGUGGAGCGCGAUCUCUCCGCGACGGCGAACGAGCUGCGCGAAUCCAUCGACUCGAUGCUCCAGUCCAAUGUGAAGCUCAAGCGCGCCUUGAUCGCGGUGGGGCUCGCACAGCUCAUCGCGGGAUGGUGGGUGAUUGCCAGCGAUUACUCGGCGGAAACGCUGUGCCUGUGCCUCACGGCGCUGAGCGCCGGGUUGUCGCUCCAUCUGGCGCUCCACCUCCACACCACGAUGAAGCACGUCCCAUUCUUCCAGAAGGUGGAGGAGCGCAGCCGGAUGAGGAUCAUGACGCUGUCGAUGCAAACGAUCAAGGCGGUGGCGCUGAUGAUGAGCCGAUCGAAUGUGAUCACGCGCUGCACGGCGAUUGGAUUGCUUGGCGCUUGUCUAUAUGAGGCUGUCCAGCCCAAGAAGGUCGUCUAGAACCCUAAAAGAUAGAAAAGCCCCCAUUUUCUUUCGACUA